AUGUCAGCUUCUAUCGCCCCCGAGUGUAACGAUAUCAAAGAGAAAUAUGACUCUUGUUUCCUCAAGUGGUACAGUGAGAAAUAUCUCCGUGGCAACACCACCUCAAAUGAAUGCGAAGACCUAUUCUCCAAGUACAAGAAGUGUCUAAAUAUCUCCCUGAAAGAAAAAGGCAUCGAAUCUAUGGUCGAAGAAGCUCGCAGAAGUAACAGAGAAAGCGAUGCCGAAUUUCUCAAAAAGUCAUGA
Messenger RNA from Aspergillus wentii DTO 134E9, 243 nucleotides. RefSeq lists its product as uncharacterized. The record is from RefSeq and is a predicted model, not a curated record. The transcript is spliced from 4 exons. NCBI's taxonomy places the organism in Eukaryota, Fungi, Ascomycota, Eurotiomycetes, Eurotiales, Aspergillaceae. The coding region runs from base 1 to 243 and encodes 80 amino acids.